AGAAAAGAAAAUGCAUAACGAGGUACACAUGUAUGGAAGGAAGCAGGCCUAUAGCUUGCCUUUUCACAUUAUUCAUUAAUAUUUAAUAUUUAAUGUAUAUGUAGAGUCUAGAUGUACAUGUAUGUCUAGUAAUAUCUUUCUUUGACUUUCAAGUUCAAGCGUUUUGUUAGUAAUUUCUAUAUAUAUAUAUAUAGAGAGAGAGAGAGAGAUAGAUAUGUGUAAUUCAUUUCCUUCAUAUCAGUUUUUCCAUUGGGCUUUUGCUACUGUUGGAUUUCAGCGGUGAAGUGAUUGUAUUGCAUCUUCUGCAAUGUCGAGUCUGGAGGAGCCUAUUGGUAUGGACAAGUUGCCAAGCCUAAGCAACAUUGAUUUUUUCCAUAGAUUCUCGUCCAAUGGCUGCAGUACUAGUGGAGGCAUCACUGGAAUGGGAAGUUGCUGGAUUGAGGGAAAUGCUUCUAGUGUAUAUAGUGAUGAGGAGGAUUUUGAGUAUCAGGAAGAAGAGUUUACUUGGAGACAACAUGCGAGAAAUGUAUCUCGGAUUGGUAACCGUGCAACAUAUGGAAAUGGGUGUAGUGCACGACAUUUAGCGAAUUUUCAGCAUAACUCAUACUGCAGUAAUGGAGGUCUGCAAGAGAUAACAAAUAAGUUUUUCAAAGGCAUACCGAAAUAUGUGAAGAUAGUAGAAGUUGGUGCAAGGGAUGGAUUACAAAAUGAAAACAAUAUGGUACCUACAUCUGUGAAAGUAGAACUAAUUCAGAGGCUUGUUUCUGCUGGAUUGUCUGUCGUUGAGGCCACAAGCUUUGUUUCGCCCAAGUGGGUACCUCAGCUUGCGGAUGCAAGGGAUGUCAUUGGAUCAGUCAAAAACUUGGAUACUGCAAGAUUGCCUGUAUUGGUACCAAACUUGAAGGGUUUUGAAGCUGCCAUUGCUGCAGGAGCAAAGGAAGUAGCUGUAUUUGCAUCAGCAUCUGAGUCCUUCUCAAAGUCAAACAUUAACUGUACUGUUGAAGAAAGCUUUGACCGUUACCGUGCUGUUGUCAAUGCUGCUACAAAGCUCAAUGUUCCGGUUCGUGGGUACGUAUCAUGUGUGAUUGGAUGCCCAGUUGAAGGAAUGGUUCAUCCAUCAAAAGUUGCAUAUGUUGCAAAAGAACUUCAUGGUAUGGGUUGUUUUGAAAUAUCACUCGGUGAUACUAUAGGGAUUGGCACACCAGGCACGGUUAUUCCUAUGCUUGGAGCAGUCAUGGCGGUUGUUCCUGUGGAAAAGCUUGCGGUUCACUUCCAUGACACUUAUGGCCAAUCUCUUCCAAAUAUUUUAGUUUCCCUCCAAAUGGGUAUAAGCACAGUGGAUUCCUCUGUAGCUGGUCUCGGAGGAUGCCCGUAUGCCAAAGGAGCUUCAGGAAAUGUUGCUACAGAGGAUGUAGUUUACAUGCUUGAUGGCCUUGGCAUAAAAACCAAUGUUGAUCUGGGAAAGCUCUUGCAAACAGGUGAAUUCAUCUGUAAGCAGUUACGUCGCUCAUCAGGGUCUAAAGCUGCUGUUGCUUUUAGCCGAGUUCCAUAAAAAAACUCUAAGAUAUACUGAAAUAGAUAUAAUUAUUUAUCGGAUAGAAGCAAUUUUAUUUUCUCCGCUGCACAUUAUUCACUUGUUAUAUGAUGCCAUAUGCGUCUACUGUAA
Erigeron canadensis is the source of this 1666-nucleotide messenger RNA. Its product is annotated as hydroxymethylglutaryl-CoA lyase, mitochondrial. Gene Ontology annotation, cellular component: mitochondrion. Gene Ontology annotation, biological process: ketone body biosynthetic process; L-leucine catabolic process. NCBI's taxonomy places the organism in Eukaryota, Viridiplantae, Streptophyta, Magnoliopsida, Asterales, Asteraceae. The coding region runs from base 308 to 1552 and encodes 414 amino acids. The transcript has 9 exons. The record is from RefSeq and is a predicted model, not a curated record. Gene Ontology annotation, molecular function: hydroxymethylglutaryl-CoA lyase activity.